This is a messenger RNA of Ostertagia ostertagi, 846 nucleotides long. NCBI's taxonomy places the organism in Eukaryota, Metazoa, Nematoda, Chromadorea, Rhabditida, Trichostrongylidae. The record is from the annotation of a GenBank genome assembly.
AUGUACUUCGGACACACCAGUACUCCGUCCUUGCUCGACGAAGGAGACGAGACCGCAGUCUCCGAUCUAGAGACGGGCCCCAUAUCUGAGAAAAAACCGCCCAACUCGGAUGGCACAAUUGAUACUCCCAAGCCUGUACCCAAACGAGAUAUCGCCAAAAUGAUGUGGGAGGCUGCCGAUCUUUACGAUAACGCCAUCAGAGCCAUACAGGAACGAAGAGCAGAGCUUCAGAAAAGAAAAGAAAGAAAAAAGGCGAAGAUUGAUGAAGGUAAAGCUAAAGACUCAACCGAAUCCAGCGACGACAUCGAUCCUGAGGCUAUCGUUAGAGACAUCGUCAAGUCUUCGCAUCAAAGAGCCGCCCGUGAACGAAAACAUGGCAUUGGACCCACCAGAAAGCCAUUUCCGUUUACCUUAUGCGGCAGCCGUAUUCGCAAUCUCGACGAAUGGCGAACACUCGUCAAACAACUCCUCGCAAAAGCUUCACGCCGUGCAAGGAGAGGCACUGAAGAUGGCUCGCAACUGCUGGCGGAUAAUGGAUUAACCGAUAAGCGAUCAGAAGCAAAAAAAAAAGGAGGUCACAGUGGACGAGAUAGCCAGCGCCAUCAUGAAAAUGGAGACAGAUCUACUUUCUUCAAAAAGAAGGGAACUUCACUUCACAUGACAAAAGCAGCUGUGAUCAGCGUGAUCGAGGAGGUUCAGCGCUACAUUAUUGACCAGCUAAAGCUUGACCCAGUGGAUUUCGUAAGUGUUCGACUACAAUCAACGGCUUCCUCAACGCGUCUUAUCCUCAAGGCCCAAGAUCGGGCGCCUCGUGUGAGUGGAAAAAUCCAGAAAAUCCGUCUUUGA